AGUGCUUGCAGUGCGUAGGCGGUUGUCGUAGACUGACGUCGUGGCCAUAGCACGUGCUACGAGUGCGGCGCGUGCAACGGUGCCACCACCAUCACCAACACCAACACCAGCAGCAGCAGUAAUAACAACAACAGCAGCAGAGACAAACGGCCGCUGGAGCAGCAGCUGAAACUUAAGCUAGCAGCAGCACAGCAACAACAACAGCAAUGAAUGAAGCAAAGCGUAAGACACAAAAAUAACGGCACUUUAACCGAGAGAGAAUAACGGAAUAACGGAAUAUUUAAAAAAGCAACAGCACAAAGUUGAUUUUGCAUUUCUUAAGAAUCAAGCCAAAAGACAAUAAUAAGACAUUAGCAGAAAUUGAAGCUUAAACAAAAAGUGAGCGUAUUUAAAUGUGAGUGUGACAAUAAAUUAGUUUUAAGCAUACAAUUUGCACCUGGUUAUUUGCACCUGUCGAAGACUAUCCCAUGAACGUUGACAAUAAGCAACAAUAAAAAAAAACCAAAUUCUAAGAAGGAAAGCAACAUCUGUUGUUAAUUAUCUUAUUGAUAACAAAGAUAGAUGUAAAUCACAUAUAAACAUUUUACACGAAUUGAAUCGAAUCGAAUUGAAUUGAAUUGAAUUGAUGUAAAGCCAACAACGUGUCGAAAAGAGGCGAACGUAAAUGCCAUUUACGCAAAUAAUACUAAACAAAGAAUAAAGCAAAACAGCGCAGCGCCAAAAAGAAGGCAGCAGCCGAAGUCCGCAAAACGCAAACAGGAUACUUAAAAUAUCAAGGCAAAUACAUACAAAACCACACACACGCACACACACACACACACACACACGCACACGCACACUCAGGCAAGCAAAGCGUGUGUGUGCUUUGUGCGUGUGUCUGUCUGCGGCCCGACAACUAAAAAUAUAUUGUGCGCUUCAUAUUUUUGGACUCAACUUCAGUUGAGUUGCCCCUUUACAAGCUUGUUGCUGGGCGCCGCUGCUUGCUUUUUGUAAGCAAGGCACGAAAUAAAUAUAUAUACCAACAACAACAACAACAACAACAAUAACUGAGGUGUAUUUGGCCCCCGGCGCGACAGGCAUAAAGCAAACAGAAACAGCGGCAGCAGCAACAGCAAUAGACUCUGCCCGUGUUAGAUGCCAAAUGCUUCAACUGAACAGAGAUUGAUGCUGCCAGUCAAAGCACAAACAACAACAACAACAGUCAGAACAAACGACAACCGCCGUGCUCCAUUCAAACAGCAAUUGAGAUAUUUCGAUUUCGCUUAAUGACGCUGAUUAAAACAUGAACGCACUAGAUAUGAAUAAACAAUUUCUGAGCGUUACGCAGGAUCCGCACUCGAGCGAUGCCCAAAGGAACCGCACACGCUCGGAACGCGCCUCCAGCCUGGCUCUGCCGCUCAACUCGCUGUUGGACUUUUACGACAAGCAACAGGAGCAAUGCAAAUCGGUCACCCUGCUCCCCCUGCCGAGCAACAGCAACAGCCACAGCAACAGCCACAGCAGCAGCAGCAGCUCCAGCAGCAUUGUACGUCGCCACUCGUCCCACUAUUAUCCCAUGCUCGAGGAUAAGCAGAAGCCAACCCAACUGCCCCAAGCAGCUGCCGACUUUCUGGUAAACAUGGCGGAUCAGAAAUAUUGCAAGUCAGCUCCCAUGGCGAGCGGCAAGCAUCAGCAGUUGGUGCGUGUGGACACGCCCGUGACCCCGCCGCCGCCCAUACCACGUCGUCUGAUGCGCGCCGUCAAAUGCGCUUGGCAGCCCAGCCAGGAUGUGGGCCAGGAUAACGUCGCCGCCGUCGCCGCCGCCGCAGCUGGAAAUGGCAGCGUGUUUGUUUAUCCGCAGCCAACAAACCAGAGCAUGGAGGCGACAGGCGCAACAGUGGGUGUGGGUGUGCCUGUUGGGCAAUCAGCGCUGCUUGUUGAUUUGGCCGCACGUCCGACAUACGCGGAUGCCGAUGGAAUAUCGGAUGACGACCGCAUGAGCUUGGAGAAUUCCGUUUUUGAUGAGUCACUAACCUCGACACCUGUCAAGGUCGCUGGCUAUCAAAGCGGCCGCUAUGCCACGGGUCACAUGGCCAAGCGGGCGCAGCGCUCCUCCAGCAGCACCGUGGACUCGGCAUAUGGCUCGACGACGGGCGCACACAGCGAACGUUUCGCCUCGAGCUCGACGAGCGUCGAUUUUCGCAGUCGCUUCUCAUCGGUGGACACGCAAUCGUCGCUAGACGAAAAGCCGCUAUCCAGCUCGAUAGACUCGCCGCUGGCCAAGGACACGUGCCGCUUGGAGCGUGCCGCGCUCAACGAUGUCAUGCACAAGCUGAACAACAAUCUGUACGCCAACAGCAGCAGCAGCAGCAGCAACAGCAACAGCAACAACAGCACGAACAACAACAACAACAGCAGCAACAAGCUGCCCACGGUGCCGGCACGCAAGUUGCCGCAGCUGCCGGGCAAGCUGCCGCUGCCGCCGCCGCCGGCCAGCCACAAGGGCAGCCACAACUCGUCAAGCGAUUGUGGCAAGGAGAGCAGCAGCAGCGUCUCGGCCUCGGCAUCGACCUCAUCGGCCGGCAGCGGCUCGAGCACCAUAUCCAGCGCGACCAUGUCCUCCACGUCCGUGUCGCUGAGCGGCGGUGAUGCUGCCGCCGCUGGCAGUGCACCGCCGCCCGCCGUUGCCAGCGGUCAACCGAAACGUCCAGGGCCGCCGGAGCCGCCGUUGCGUAAUCUGAAUUCGUUUGAGUGCAUGGAGAAUGUGGCCAAGGUGCAUGCCCCGCCGCCGCUGACCGUGCGCAACAAGCUGAAUCGCAACAAGCCGCCGCCCAUUGUUUAUCCGAAGCUGCAGCAGCGACAGGACUCGACGCUGUCCAGCGAUAGCUACUCCAUUAGCUCCAGUCCCGGCUAUAAUUCCAAGCUCAUGGAGACGCCGUUGCUGGCAUCGGCGCAGAGCGCACGCAAGAGCCAAGCUCCCAGCGUGCUGCAGCGUCAGCCUCUGAUGGACUUGGCACCAAUGCGCUUUGGCAGCGGCAAUCCGGCAGCGCCCCUGCGUGGCAAGAUGAAUUUUCGCCAGGACUCGACCAUAUCCAGCGACAGUUUCAGCCAGACAUCCAGUCCGGGCUACAAUUCCAAGCUAAUGGAGGCGCCGCUGCUGCCCUCGCUGUCCGCCAAGCGGCUGUGCAGCGCCCCGGCGCCCAUUGUCUGUCGCCAGGGCGUGCAGCAUGAGCCCAUCGAGGAGCUGGAGCCGCCGCAGACGCUCUCGCCGCUCAGCAAGUGCCCAAAUGCCACGCCCAGCAGCCUACAAACCAUUGUGCGCUUUCAGAACGGUGCACCCCACACCAUGUCCUUGCAGCAUCAGAUCAUCAAUCGGCGCAAGAGCUCGAAUCCGUACAUCACCAACGGACGAUUGAAGUUCCGCCUGUUCCAGAUCCUGAUCAAUGCGUUCGCAUUGCUGGCCAUUGCCGGCGGCCUGGCUGCCUAUUUUAAUGCCUAUCCCACGAUCAAGUUCGUCAAUAAGACGAUCAUCAAUACCAUCCAUGUGGAGGAUACAUCGAGCUUUGGCAAGAAUCCCGCACCGGGCACCUGUCUGCCCAUCAUUGUCAAGUUCUGCCAGGGACCGCAGAUACCCUACAACUACACCGUCUUUCCCAAUUACAUCGGCCACUUUGGCCAGCUGGAGACGCAAGUGGAUCUCGACUCCUACGAGGCACUCGUCGAUGUGCGUUGCUACGAGCUUGUCUCACUCUUCCUAUGCACGCUCUUUGUGCCCAAGUGUGGACAAACUGGGGCCGCCGUGCCGCCCUGUAAGACGCUCUGCACGGAAACGAUGCGUCGCUGCGGUUUCUUCUUUGAUGUCUUUGGGCUGAGCUUGCCGGAGUAUUUGAACUGUAAGCUCUUCAAGGACUUUUCCAGCGCUGAGGAUUGUGUGGGCUUGGAUGAGGUGCGCGAAGUUAUGAUAUCCUCGGCGAAUCCCAAGUGCGAUGGCUUCCAGUGCGACACGAAUCGCUGCCUGCCCAAGGAGUAUGUGUGCGAUGGCCAUUUGGACUGCAUGGAUCAGGAGGAUGAGGGCAACUGUGCACGCUGCCAGGAGGGCGAGAUCUACUGCGGCGACGAGCGUUGCAUUGGCACCGAGCACAUCUGCGAUGGCGUCAUCGAUUGCCCCUACGCCCAGGACGAGCGCAAUUGUUUGCGUCUGAGCGAACGCAAUGGCGAUGUGGGCUCUGGCGUCUUGGAGGUCUAUCGCAUCAACAAGCGCCAGUGGAUGCCCGCCUGUGUCAAGAAUUGGGAUCGCGCCGUCUCGCCCAGCGCCGUGUGCUCCAUCUUAGGCUAUUCGGCCGUAAAUGCCACCAGCGUGGUCACCCAGCGCACACAUCGUCCGCUCCUGGCCUCGGUUAAUGUGUCCACCGAUAUUUGGAAGCUGUAUGCCAAGCGUCGCUCCACGCUCAUGCAGGAGUUCGCCAAUUGCAGGCAAACGGAAGAUUAUCCCAUAGCUGAGCUAACCUGCUCCAAUUUCGAGUGCGGCAAGGUCAAGCGGGGUCGCCACAAGCCCUCGCGACGCAUUAUAGGUGGCUCCCAGGCGAAUCCCGGCAACUGGCCUUUUCUGGCCGCAAUCCUAGGCGGACCCGAAAAGAUAUUCUACUGCGCCGGCGUUCUCAUCUCCGAUCAGUGGGUGCUCACGGCCUCCCACUGUGUGGGCAAUCAUACGGUUAUUGAUCUGGAGGACUGGACCAUACAGCUGGGCGUCACGCGUCGCAAUUCGUUUACAUAUACGGGUCAAAAGGUCAAGGUCAAGACAGUUAUACCGCAUCCACAGUACAAUAUGGCCAUAGCACAUGACAAUGACAUAGCCCUGUUUCAGCUGGCCACCCGUGUGGCUUUCCAUGAGCAUCUGCUGCCCGUGUGUCUGCCGCCGCCUAACAUCAAGAGUCUGCGUCCCGAGCAGCUUUGCACGGUCAUCGGUUGGGGCAAGCGCGAGGAUAAGGAUCCCAAGUCCACCUACGAGUUUAUAGUCAACGAGGUGCAGGUGCCCAUCAUUACGCGCAAUCAAUGUGACGAAUGGUUGGACAAUCUCACCGUUUCUGAGGGCAUGGUCUGUGCGGGCUACGACGAUGGCGGCAAGGAUGCCUGUCAGGGCGAUUCUGGUGGACCCUUAUUAUGUCCGUAUCCGGGCGAAAAGGAUCGUUGGUUUGUUGGCGGCAUCGUCUCCUGGGGCAUUAUGUGCGCUCAUCCCAAACUGCCCGGUGUCUAUGCGAAUGUUAUCAGAUAUGUGCCCUGGAUAAAUGAGCAGAUACAGAAGCAUUCGCGUCCUGCCAACGAAGAGCCUGUACUCAAAUAUGAUCUGCAUCCCGGUGGGCCGGAUAUACUAUCCAAAAUGUCGUCGGGUCCCGUGAGAAAGCGAAAACCCUUCAAUUAUCACAACGGCAAGCCCAAGGGCAUUGACUUCUACGACAGUGAGGAGCGUAAGUAAGCCCGACCCCCGUAAUUGUAACUCUACAUAUGUAUACCUAGCUUAUAGAACAUGAACAUGAACAUUGACAUGAUAUUUGAAUACAGAAACGUUUGCACAAAGUACAAAGCAAAAGCUGUUGUUGUACGGACACACACACACACACACACACACACACACACACAGUAUAUACCAUAUACUAUAUAUUUUGCUACUGAACUUGAGGUAUUGCUGGAUUUUGAGCCAAAACCAAAACCUAAAGAAAAAUAAAAAUAAAAACGAAAUCAAAAAGAAAUCUGGGCAACAUAAUCGUAUGUCAAUUUGCCGAAUUUAUUUGUCAAUUUUUUUUACAAAGAGUUUUCUAUGAAACAGCAAAGCGAAACCUAAUGUCAAUACACAUUUAGUAAAUGGAACUAAACGAAACUAAAAAUAAUGCAAACAUAAUCCCCUUGUGUAUCAAUGUGUCUAAGAAAAUUACAAAAUAAUCGUGAAUCGUGGACAAUAAAAAGCAUAUAUGAAAGCAAAAAGCGAAAAUUUUACGUAAACCAAAAGUAUAUAAGAGAUACGAACAUCUCGUUAAAACCCUACACAUAUAGCAUAAGAUAAAUGUAAAAAACAAAAAACUCAAAGUAACAACACUAUAUAAUGUCUGUACAUGUGAAAAUAUAUAUACAUAUAUAUAUAUAAUUGUAAAGAAAAUAAUAAACAAAAAUGUAUGAUUGCCGCCAAGAAUAAAAAGUAGAAGAGGAACAUUAAAUACAGCUUUUAGAACGGCAGAAAACUAAGCAUAAACUUUAAGGAACACAAUGGAAAAAACAAGUAAUUAUUUAUAUUUAAUAACUAUUAUGUGUUAAACUGUGUAUGCGCUUAGAAAUUAGAAGGAAAAAAAAAACAAUACGUUAUAGACAAUACCAAAGGAAAACAAAGAAAAACAGCUAAAAUACAAAAACCUAACUGAAAAGUGCAAAGGACAAUAAAUAUGCACAAAACUUUUCCAAAAAAAAAACUAACCUAAAAAAAGCGUAACUAAAAAAAAUCUAAUCUUAAAAUUAAAGUGAAUUUGUUGUAGUAAAAGAAACGUCUAUUUAAGGCCUAAGAACUAGUUUUAGCAAAAGUCAUGAAAAUACUAACUACAAUGCGUGGGUUUCAGCUUUAAAUAAACAAAAUUGAAUGUGGAAAAAAAAAACCGUACAGAAUUAGCAGAAGAUGAAAACAAAUGAGAUACAAAUCGUACUUAUAUAUGUAUUAUACAUGCAUAUAUCGACGGCUUAGUUGAUGUACUAUUUACAAAGAGCAACGUCAACCGAUGAUAAUUAAAUUGUAUACAUGCUUUUUAAAUGUAAUGAUAACUUAUAUUUAUAGCUAUAUACAACUAAAGCUAUGUACUUGUUUAGCAUGCGCAUUAGACUGGACGCCAAGAAAGAACCUUUAAAUAUACCUAUAUACAAAUAAUAAUAGAACUUAACAUAAUAGUCAAAUUUUCAGUUAUGCUUCAAGCCGAAAUCAAUCGAAAAGAAUUUUAACUUCAGUUUAGUUGAGUUCCAUAAUUCAAUUGGGCGCCAGUUCAGUUCGUACCGCAUAAUAUCUAUGCCAUCUAGUACUAUAUAUCUAUAUAUGGCUGUCUCUUGCUGGAGUGCUACAAUAUUUACAACUACUUUGCUAAAUGAAGGAAAUGCGUAACUAAAGACUCAAAAUUGGUUGUUUCAGGCUUAAAAAGAAAUUACAAAAAAAAAAAAAAAAAAAAAACAAUUUGAAUUUUGAGUUUUGUUAACUAUCAUUUCUAGCUAAACUUGUUGAAACGCUUUAGAUGAGUAUUACGAGUAUACUAUAUCCAGUAAAAAUAAUUAUCCUAAAAUGUGUGUAUGUGUAUAAUCCAUUCAAGCGAAAAAGAAAAUAAUAAUAAUAAAUAAAUAAGAAGCGUAUAGCAUUAGCUCGGUACAUAUAUACAAAUUGUAUAUGCAUGUUUUGUACAAUCAGUUUACAAAAAAAAAAACAAACCCCAAAAAUUAAAGAGUAUUCAAGUAUUCUUAGUACUAUAUCAAAUAUAAUUUAUAAGCGGCAAAUGAAGCGCAUAUUACACAAGGCACAGAAAAAUGAAAAAUGAAAAACACUUUUUUAGCGAAAAACCUGAGGGAAACGGAAAUAAUGAAAUAAUAUUAAGUGUAAGUGAAAUAUAUACAAGAAAAUAUACAUAUAUCGAGAAGAAUAUACAUAUACAAUAUAUGGUAUAUAUAUACUAUAUCAAGUAGCUGUAGCUUUAAGCAGUUGUGAUGGUGUCUAAAAAUUUAUACAUGCAUAUUCAAGUGACAAAAACACAAAUGUUUAUACAAGUGCAUAUACACACACAUAUACACACAUAUAUAUAUAUAGGGUAUAUGUAUGUAUGUGUGUAGAACAGUGGGCUGUUGUUAAACGCGCAUCCUUUAUAUAAACUAUAAGUUCACUGAGCAGAUAAUUAUGCAGGAUAACAAGUGGAUAACGCUUAGAUAUUAGACUGGGCAGGACAAUACACAACCACACGCAAAACCAAAUGCUUUACGAAAAUGAGUAUAAUACAACAAGGACAAUUACUAUAUAUACCAUAUAUACAUAUAUAUAUAUAAAGAUUUCUAAACGCAUUAUACUUUGCCAUUUAUGUCUGCAUGUACACGCAGUUUCAAUGUACUUUAUGCCUUUGAAUUUUUCCCUUGAUUUCGUCUUUGUUUAAAUUUUCUUCUUAAGUUUCAGCUUUUUGCAUUUACGAUCAUGUUUAAGGAUGGGCUAUUUUUAUACCUAUGCUCCGGGCUACUAUCAAAGAAACCAACGCUUAGCUUUAUGUAUAUUUUUAGUAUAAAACAAAUACAUAUAUACCUAUAAAUAUAUAUACAUAUAUAUAUAUAUAUAGAUGUAAUAAUGCUUAGCAUUGGCAAGUCAAAUAAGUUAUAUACAUGCAUAUACUAUAUAUAUGUACAGCUCGGCAAGGAGUACACUUACAUUAGCAUACGAGUAUUACGAGAUACACAUACAUACAUACACACAUACAUGCAUACAUAUACAUAUAUACAUGGGCAACUAGCCAGAAGAUCCAAAUGGAAAACAUACAUGCAUAUAUUUGUUAAAAUUGCUAUGCUUAACAAUAAAAAUGGGCCUGUGCGUGUUCUAAUUUGUUUUGAAACAAACACUUUUGUUAAUAAACUAUCAGAUGCGCUCGAACUGUUCAAUUUCAAUGUGCUUGAGAAUGUACACUAAAUAAACAA
Molecule: messenger RNA, 8667 nt
Organism: Drosophila virilis
Lineage: Eukaryota; Metazoa; Arthropoda; Insecta; Diptera; Drosophilidae
Gene: Corin
Product: corin serine peptidase
Biological process (GO): proteolysis
Cellular component (GO): membrane
Molecular function (GO): serine-type endopeptidase activity; protein binding
Source: RefSeq, a predicted model, not a curated record